CAAACGCUCAAAUGACAGCUAUCAUACCCAGCUGAUUUUUAGGUUAUAGUAACAAAUAGAAUUUAUAGUUUUUACUAUUUUAAUCCAAGUAAAAACAAUUAAAUUAAUGAACAUACAUUUUAUUUCAACAUAAAACAUGGCACAGUGCGUACUGUCCAAAUUGGGCAGCCUACGAUUAGUCCCUGCCGCGGUUCUCACGCAAUGCUCGCGCACAACGACCAGCAAGCACUGGAAUCCUAAGUUCAAGAAGCUCCGCCGCGAGAAGUAUUUGAAGGUGGAACUGCCGGAUUACAAUGAGGAUACGAACGCGUUACCCAAGGAGAAACUGCGGCAGAAGAUGAAGGAGCGCGGGCUGAUGCCGCCGCGCCCGUGGAUUGAGCGCCCGUUUUAUAUCUCGGCUACAGGCGGUGCCUUCGAGCCCUAUGUGCCCCCAGAAGGCGAUGGCAAAGCUUCCCUCGCAUCAACUACCCGCGUCAAACAAGCUGCCGAACUCCUCGAGAAAAAAUCCAAAUCCAUGAUGGCCAUCCGCAAAAUAAAGUCCUUCGAAGAAGAUUUCGACUCCAAAAUCUUCUGUCAACAAGCACAGGAUAUUUACAUCAAAGCGCAUGAAGCUCUAGCUAACAACGAUAAAAGCGCUUUGCAAGUAUAUGUUACGGAGAAGGCUUAUGCGGAGUUCAGGCAUAAUUCGCAUUUGAAGACGAUUCGGUGGAAGUUCUUGCAGUCUUUAGAGCCACCGAGGGUGUGCCAUGCGAGGUGUACUGAUGUGGUCAGCAAGGAGAACAUAUUUGGACAGGUGACAGUCCGCUUCCACACCCAGCAACAGCUCGCCGUGUACGACCGGUUCGGUCGUCUGUUACACGGGAGCGAGAUCCUCGCCAAGGACGUUCUCGAGUAUAUCGUGUUCGAGAAACAUCUCUCCAAUAUGUACGGCACUUGGAGGAUUCACCACAAGAUUAUACCUGAUUGGACCCCGCCUAAGGAACCUUCGAAACUUACUAGGGUUUUGGCGGACAAAAUUGCAUCUUUGCCAGCACCGCCAGCGGAAACCAAUGAAAGUGAGACAGCGGUCGUAGCGAAUAAGUGAUUUAUAUUCAAUAAAUAAUUGUUAGAUUA
Leguminivora glycinivorella is the source of this 1113-nucleotide messenger RNA. RefSeq names its product probable 39S ribosomal protein L45, mitochondrial (gene mRpL45). The record is from RefSeq and is a predicted model, not a curated record. Gene Ontology annotation, cellular component: mitochondrion. The transcript is spliced from 4 exons. Bases 137 to 1084 code for a protein of 315 amino acids. Lineage: Eukaryota; Metazoa; Arthropoda; Insecta; Lepidoptera; Tortricidae.